GUCAGAGUUUGUUUGUCACGUGACUGGAACCCGGAAGUGCUUAUGUGUACACAGGUUACAGGACACAUCUAACGGGUUUAGUUGUUUUUUUUAAACGCCAAAUAACAUCUGUUAUCGAUGUCCUGUUGUUGGUUCAAAUUUGUGGUUUAUUAAAAGUGCCAGAUGUUAGCGUAGUGAUUUAGACAGAUUUGACUGGUCAGAUUCUCACAAUGGCAGAGCGCUUUAACAUCCAUCUGCAAAAAUCCACCAAGGACAAACUUGAAAAAUUCAAACAAAUAAGAGGUAAAAAAGUUCAGUCUGAUGUAUUCUGGGAUCUUGUGGUCAUCACUGCAGUGGAUGAGGACCAGAGGUCUGCUUAUCAAAUUCAGAUCAAUGAGAAACUGGAGAGGAAAGAACUGCCUCUUGGCAUCAAUUAUCAUGUGUUUGCAGAUCCUCCAGGAUGCAAGAUUGGUAAUGGUGGAUCAACUUUACAUUCGCUGCAGUGUCUACAUGAUAAAUAUGGCAAGUCACUGUCAGGAUUUAAAGUCAUCCUUAUUCAUGCAGGAGGAUUCAGUCAACGUUUGCCCAGUGCCAGUGCCCUGGGUAAAAUACUCACAGCUGUGCCCCUGGGAAACCCUUUAUAUCAAAUGCUGGAGCUCAAACUUGCAAUUUAUGUGGAUUUCCCCUCAAACAUGAAGCCAGGAAUGCUGGUUACCUGUGCUGAUGAUAUAGAGCUCUACAGUGUUUCUGACCAAGAGAGUGUGGUGUUUGAUAAGUCAGGUUUUACUGCCUUAGCACAUCCCUCUCCUCUCUCUGUUGGUACCACUCAUGGAGUUUUUGUUCUUGAACCAGCACACAUGCCCAGAAUUUGUGAUAUGGAAUACAGAACUUGCUCUCAAUUUCUGCACAAACCAAGCAUUGAAAAGAUGUUCAAAUGCAACGCCGUUUGCAAGAGGGAAGGAGAGGAGUUUGUUUACACCGACAGCACUUACUAUUUUGAUUACGGGAUUGCCAUGACCCUGCUGACCUUGUUCCGUGAAAUCAGCCCUCUGACAUGUGAAAUCGAUGCCUAUGGAGACUUUCUUCAAGCCCUGGGGCGAAGCGCUACUGUGGAUUACACAGAAAACACUGCCAACGUCACAAAGAAGGAAAACGGUCUCGUUGAGAUUCGCAGAAAGAUUUUCCAUCGUCUCAAAGGCACGGCACUCAACGUCAUCCUGUUGAACAACUCCAAGUUUUAUCAUGUCGGCACCACAGAGGAAUACUUGUUCCACUUCAGCACUGACCCCUGUCUCAGAGCAGAACUCGGCCUGGUCUCUGCUGCCUUCAGUGUGUGCGACUUGGAGCCAUCGGAGAGAACUAGAGUUUGCGUGUCGCACAGUAUCCUGCAUCCCAGUGUGAGCAUGUCCCAGGGCAGUGUUGUGGAAUACUCCAGACUGGAUGCUAGAGUUAAAGUCGGAAGUAGAUCUAUCAUCAGUGGCUGCUGGAUAGACACGGAUCUAACAGUUCCAAGUGACACCUUCAUACACUCUUUAUCUGUAAACCUGGAUGGAAAAACGGGUUUUGUGACUGUGGUUUUUGGUGUUAAAGAUGAUUUGAAGAAAAGUGUAUCCAGUCCUGCUCAUAUGAAAGCAUUGAGUUUGUUUAAGGUUAAUCUGGAGGACUGUGUUGGACUCUGGGGUUUGUUUCCUGAGAAGGUCAGGUUCUCGGGAGACACAUCUAUGUGUAGUUUGUGGAACGCCUGCAUUUUCCCAGUGUGCUCCAAUCUAAAGGAUUCAUUUGUGAUGUCACUGGGGAUGCUGAAGGCACUGGAUAGUGGAACCAGUUUCACACUACCAAAAAAAGCCACACUAACCUCUUUACAAGAAACUCUGCAGAACAAGAACCUGGAGGAAAUGCUGAAAUUUAGGAAAGAACUUUAUGAAGACAUUCUUAGGGUUAAUUUAAGUCAUUCUGUCUUCAAUGCUCAAGACAACGAUGACCAUGUUCUCCUUCAUUUCAGCUCUCGAUUUGGACACCAAGAGGUUGUUCGUUUCCUUCUGCAGGGCACCUUUGACAAACAGCCGCACUCUCUCAGCAUCUAUGGUGACACACCUCUCCACCUAGCCUGCUACAAUGGAAAACUUGAAGUGGUGCAGGAGAUUAUUCAGUUGUCGGGCAGAGAGAGUCUGUGUAAGGAGAACAUUUUCAGUGAGACAGCUUUCACAGCCUACACCUACGGCAAGAACCUGGAAAUGGUCAAGUAUCUGCUCAGUCAGUGCAAUGCCGUGAGCAUCAACCAUCAGGGGCGAGAUGGGCACACACGUCUCCAUAAUGCCUGUUUCCAUGGACACAUCCUUGUCAAAUUUCUUUUGGACAACGGGGCAGAUAUGAAUCUGGUAGCUUGUGACCCCAGCCUGCCCCAGUGGGGGAAAAGGACAUCUGUCUGUCUGUCUACUUAUAUAUAUAUAUAUAUAUAUAUAAAUAUAUAGAUAGCCAUUGUUACUUUGCUAAAACACUACAAACAACCUCAGGAUUUGUUACCCUGCAAUGAAUAUUCUCAACCAGGAGGGGAUGGAUCAUAUGUUUCUGUUCCUUCUCCACUGGGAAAGAUCAAGAGUAUGACUAAAGAGAAGGCAGAUGUGCUUCUCCUGAGAGCAAGUCUUCCAUCCAACUUCCACAUUCAACUUUCUGAACUGGAGUUUAACGAGAUUAUUGGUGUAGGUUCCUUUGGAAAGGUCUACAAAGGAAUGUGCCGCAAUAAGAUAGUUGCAAUUAAACGGUACCGCGCAAACACAUACUGCUCAAAGUCAGGUACAGAUAUGUUCUGUCGGGAGGUGUCCAUCCUGUGCCGUCUCAACCACCCCUGUGUGAUCCAGUUUGUGGGAGCAUGUUUGGACGACCCCAGUCAGUUUACCUUUCUUACCCAAUAUGUGGCCAGAGGAUCACUGUUCUCAUUGUUACACGAGAAGAAGAGAAUCAUCGAUCAGCAGUCCAUGUUCAUCAUUGCUCUUGAUGUAGUGAAGGCCAUGAAUUAUCUGCACAAUCUGAUCCAACCAAUCAUUCACAGAGACCUCAACAGUCAUAAUAUUCUGCUUUAUGAAGAUGGACACGCUGUGGUGGCUGAUUUUGGUGAGUCUCGCUUGUCUGUGGACGAGGAUACUAUGACUAAACAACCUGGGAACCUGUGUUGGAUGGUCCCAGAGGUGUUUACCCAAUGUACACUCUACACGGUGAAAGCCGACAUGUUCAGCUAUGCUCUCUGCUUGUGGGCUCCAUUUGCACAUCUCAAACCAGCUGCACCUGCGGCAGAUAUGGCGUAUCAUCAUGUCCACCCUCCUAUUAGAUACUCGAUUCCCAAACCUGCAUUGCUUCAGAGAGGCUGGAAUGUCUGUCCAGAGGUGAACCCAAGUUCAGAGUUUUCAGAAGUGGUUGCCAAAAUACAGGAAUGCCUAUGUAAUGUGGAGCUAAUGUCUCCAGCCUCCAGUAACAGCAGUGGUUCUCUUUCACCCUCAUCCUCCACUGACUGCCUGGUGGCACGUGGUUGUCCUGGAAGUCAUGUAGCUCCCCUUCGAGUUGGAAUAUGCCAAAUAACACCCAAUUAGCAAUUUGGACCCAAAAGUACAC
Molecule: messenger RNA, 3585 nt
Organism: Carassius carassius (crucian carp)
Lineage: Eukaryota; Metazoa; Chordata; Actinopteri; Cypriniformes; Cyprinidae
Gene: fpgt
Product: fucose-1-phosphate guanylyltransferase
Biological process (GO): protein phosphorylation
Molecular function (GO): protein kinase activity; protein binding; ATP binding
Source: RefSeq, a predicted model, not a curated record